Anastrepha obliqua is the source of this 4757-nucleotide messenger RNA. It is a transcript of the gene rdx, whose product is annotated as protein roadkill. The coding region runs from base 1399 to 4581 and encodes 1060 amino acids. Gene Ontology annotation, biological process: proteasome-mediated ubiquitin-dependent protein catabolic process; regulation of proteolysis. Gene Ontology annotation, cellular component: cytoplasm; nucleus. Gene Ontology annotation, molecular function: ubiquitin protein ligase binding. The transcript has 8 exons. The record is from RefSeq and is a predicted model, not a curated record. NCBI's taxonomy places the organism in Eukaryota, Metazoa, Arthropoda, Insecta, Diptera, Tephritidae.
ACAGACAAGUCAGUCGUACGGUAACUUUGAAUCGGAGUGGAUCGUCUUAACGUGGUUCGUAGAGAUUCCAAACGGCAUGGAUAGAUGAACUUAGUUUUGUAUACCUCUUCCUGCCUACGUACCACACUAGCGUGAAUACGCACCAACCAAACAGCCAGCAGCAAAAAUAAAACUCAACCACCUCGUUCGCUUCCACAUAACACUUGAUAUAUUUUAUGUAUAUAUGUAUGUAAAAUUUGUACGCACGAAAUACCAUAGCAGGAGAAGCAGCAGUGUACAAAUAUAUUGUGUGUAUGUCGUACAAUCAACAUAUGAAAUAUAAGUAUAUACUUGCACGCGCGAGCUCAUCGAGAGCAAAGUAGAAAAGUAACAAAAGUUUACAAAUUGGGUGUAGAUUUUUUCGGCUAACAAGAGAGAAAAAAGUGGCGAUAAAUUAGUGGAAACAAGACGUGAAAUUUAUAUUAGAAUUUCACAGCUAAAAAUUAUAAAAAUGAAAACUAAAAUAUUUCAUUUGCUAACCGCGUAAUAAACAAACUAAUGGUUCGCUGAAACGUUUUCAAAUGAAAAACCAGUGCUAUGGAUAAUAAAACAUAAAAAUUAAACAAAAGUUGUAAAAUUGUUGUAAAACGGGAGAGAGUAGUUUAAGAAAAUAUUGAAUAAUUGCAGCAAGAUAAUUAAAACCAAGUGUUUGAAGUAGCAGAGAAAUAAAUUGUUUCAAAAUGAAAAAAUGAAUUGAGCGCACGCAAAAAAAAAAAUAUAAAAGAGUGCAAAAUUAGAAGCAGAGAACAUUAAAUUUACGAAUUUUUUAUAAAAAAGCGCAUGCAACAAAAAGCCGAAAAAUACAUGCAUACAUAUGCACAUCUAUAUUGUACCAAUUGUGCGAAAAAGAAUUUAGUAAAGUUUUUCUGUGACAAAAUAUUCUAAUUGAAGAAUUUCAUAUAAAAAUAAAGAAAAAUUUCGUGAAACUAACUAGCUAAGCAGAGUAAAAAUAAUUAUAAAAAUUCUAAACUCAUUCCUUCAAUAUUAUAUAUGUAUGUACAGUACAAACUAAUCUCAAGUGCUAAGAAACAAAACCGUAGAGCAUAGAAAAGGAAACAAUAUUUCUGAUCUGCAGAUAAAAAAAACUAAACAGUUUUGUAAAACAAUUUAUAAUUACGUUGGAAAAAAACAGAUUUAAUUAAAGUUGAAAAGUACCUAAUCAAAAAUAAGUUUUACAAGUACCUUUUCACUAGCAAGAAAACAGAGUUUCGCAACUUCAAACCGAACCGUGUCAAAAAGUGAGUAAAUAUCAAAAUUUUGAUAAAAAAAAUACGUAAUAUCUAAACUGUCCCUUAUUUCACACACAUUUGUGAAGUGUGUUUUAAUUUGUUCAAAAUUGUCGCCACCGACGACUAUAAAAUGUUUGAUCCAUUUGUGAAAAUUAAGAAAAAGCGAAAUCUGAAUGUAGUUGAUGUAUUAGUAGAUAGUAUUGGUGAACUGGACGUGCUCGUCGAAUCGCCAGAUCAGGCGGUCGUUGAGGAGGUUGUUUUGGAAGUGCCAAUAGUCGAAGACCAGCAACAGCAAGCGAAGCAACAAUUGUUUCAAGGUAAAGAGCCACAACAACAGUGGCGCGAGCAACAACUGCUAGAGCAGCACCAAACACAACAACAGCCGAUACACGAACAACCAGAAAAGCAUGAAGAUUGUUUUUGUAUAAGUGGAGCAGCGCUUAACGCAGAAGUCGACGUAACUGCAGCCGCAGCUACAACACCAAACUCCAACACCUCGUCUCCGGCAAUCCCCGCAAUUUCACCCACAACAACAGCUACAGUUGCCACAAUAGCAGCAGCCGCAUCCUCCGCCACUUCACCGCUCUUGGAAGCGAUCGCUAGUAGUAGUAGUAGUGGUGGUAGUAACAACACUUUAUCGCAAGUAAGCCGCCAAUUGGCUAGCAGCAGUAGUAGCAGUGUGAGCACAAACAAUUGCAGCCGCCUGCAACAGUUGAUUUCGACGCCGCCAGUGGCAUUGCGCGGCUUACCUGCCUAUUGUAGCAAUGAUUUGCAGUCAGCACAAGAACAGCAACAACAACAACAAUCAACAUUAGGCCCCCAAAACGCGCAACAGUCGGCCGCGUUGCCACAGCUGCAGUUGCAAUUGCAACAACCAACGCACCAACCAACACCUUCGGUGUUGCAGCAACAUUUGGGCCACCUAAAUUUCGAAAGUGCAGCUGCAAUUGGUAGCAGCAAUAGUGUGAGUGGAAGCGCCAGCAGUAGCAGCAACAGUGGCAACAGUAGUUGUAGCAGCAGUAGAAGUAGCAGCAGCAGUCUGCGAAGUAGCACAGCGACGUUACAGCGGCACUUGGCCUCGCCAAGCAACUUGCUCCAGGAAGCGUUUAACAACAAUUUACACAGAAUUUUAAAGCGUUCACAUAGUUCCUCAACAUUGGCGUCCAGUAAUAACAGUCACAACACCAAUUCUUCCACACCACCGCCGUCUUCUUCAACGAUCUCAAAUUCCAAUUUGGCUGCCACCACAUCAACACUCUUCGCCAAUAUUUAUGUUAAUACUGCGAGCAAUAGUGGUGGCAAUAGCAACAACAACAAUAAUAAUAGCCCCCAAAAUCACCACCUCAAUAACAGUAUAAUUGCCAGUCGGCUUUUUGGCAAUAACAACCCCAGCCCAAACAAUCAGCACAGCAAUCCGAAUCAGAACAACAGAAACACCAAUAGCCACACCAACCUCCAACAACAACUACUGGCAGAAAGCAGUAGCGGUACAGCCGCGGCGGCAGCAACUACAUCAAGUACAUCCACUGCUGUGUCAUCUGAUUCACACUAUAAUAAUAGCAACAACAACCAGCAACGCCUGCCGCACCAUUCCCAGCAUAGCCAUCACCACCAUUCCGCGCUUACUAAUUCGAUAACGAAUCGUAUAAAUCAAUCGAUACGGCGGCACUUAAAUCAGCAGCAGCACCAACAGCAACAUCAACAUCACCACUUACAACAGUGCAAUCAGCAAGCGACAAAUAAUAAUAUAACAAAUAACCACCGAAUACAACAACAAAUACAACAAGAUUUGACUCCUCAACAUUCACGUUUUUCGCAAGAUUCACAUCACCAACAGCAACAGCAACAACAACAGCAAAGCAAUCAGCAUUUGCAGAAUCACCUGCAAUCAAAUCAUCAUAACCAGCAUCAUCAUCAUCACCAGAGCAGCAGCAGCAGCAGCAGCGGUAGCGGCAAUAACAAUCAAUUGCAUCAUAACCAACAAAGCCAACAACAACUGCAACAAUCUCCUCUGUGCCUAGUAUUAUUAGUUAAAUGUCCGAAUUCUAAGGAAUUUUGUAAUGCCGCCGCUGCCAAUGCCGUCGCUGCUGCCGCACAUUUCUGUGAUAAUAAAAGAUUGGCGGUGAACGAAUGUCAAGCAAUUCAAACUGCUAGAGUGACAUCUAACCUGAACGCAUCGAGUAGUACAAUGGCGGUUAGUCGAGUACCAUCGCCACCUUUGCAGGAAGUAAAUACACCAGUCGCCGAGAACUGGUGUUACACACAGGUGAAAGUGGUAAAGUUCAGUUAUAUGUGGACCAUAAAUAAUUUUAGUUUUUGCCGCGAGGAAAUGGGUGAGGUCCUGAAAUCGUCCACAUUCUCUGCCGGUGCUAGUGACAAACUGAAAUGGUGUUUACGCGUCAAUCCAAAAGGUCUCGAUGAGGAAAGCAAAGAUUACUUAUCGCUAUAUUUAUUAUUAGUAUCGUGUAACAAAUCAGAAGUUAGAGCCAAAUUUAAAUUUUCAAUAUUGAAUGCGAAAAGAGAAGAAACCAAAGCCAUGGAAUCGCAGAGAGCUUACCGUUUUGUACAGGGCAAAGAUUGGGGCUUCAAAAAAUUCAUUCGACGAGAUUUUCUGUUGGACGAAGCCAACGGUCUGCUACCCGAAGACAAAUUAACCAUAUUCUGUGAAGUUAGUGUUGUAGCCGAUAGCGUAAAUAUCUCCGGUCAGUCAAAUAUUGUACAAUUUAAAGUACCCGAAUGUCGAUUGUCCGAGGAUUUGGGAGCAUUAUUUGAUAAUGAGAAAUUCAGUGAUGUAACGUUGGCGGUGGCCGGUAGGGAAUUUCAAGCGCAUAAAGCAAUAUUGGCAGCACGAAGUGAAGUUUUUAAUGCUAUGUUCGAGCAUGAAAUGGAAGAACGCAAGCUGAAUCGUGUCGAUAUACAUGACGUUGAUCAUGAAGUGCUGAGAGAAAUGCUGCGCUUCAUCUACACAGGCAAAGCGCCAAAUUUAGAAAAAAUGGCUGAUGAUCUCCUAGCCGCUGCUGAUAAGUAUGCGUUGGAAAAGCUGAAAGUGAUGUGCGAAGAGGCGCUCUGCCUUAAUCUCUCCGUAGAUACCGCAGCGGAAACUUUAAUAUUAGCCGAUCUCCAUAGUGCGGAUCAAUUGAAAGCACAAACCAUUGAUUUCAUAAAUACUCAUGCCACAGAUGUGAUGGAGACUACCGGCUGGCAAAGUAUGAUCGCGACACAUUCACAUUUGAUUGCGGAGGCAUUUCGUGCGCUUGCCACACAACAAAUCCCACCAAUUGGACCACCAAGGAAGCGUGUAAAAAUGAGCUGAAACCACAACGGUGCAAAGAGCUAUUACAGCAGCAAUAACAAAUAUAACAAUAACUAUAACUCUACAAAAAAUAACAAACAUAAUUUUAAUUAUAACCAUAAAUACUACAGAAACAGAAACAGCAACACAAACUCUAUACACAUUAAAAAUAAUGGAAAUGAUGAUAAAUUGGAAAA